This is a messenger RNA of Thelazia callipaeda (thelaziosis nematode), 2604 nucleotides long. The record is from the annotation of a GenBank genome assembly. Lineage: Eukaryota; Metazoa; Nematoda; Chromadorea; Rhabditida; Thelaziidae.
AUGAGUGAGAAUCUGCAUUUUGCUGUGCGUGGUUCUGAUGGGUUCGGUAUUUUUCGAGGUAUAACGCACAUUUCAAAAAUCUACGAUAAAUUCGUAGAUUCGAAAUCGCACUCUUGUCGAGUAUUUCAGUUCAGUAAUACCGGACAAUACUUUUGCUAUUGCGAUGGUGUAAAAACAGUGCUAAUUGAAGUUUCUACCGGAAGAAUAAUAUUUGAUGUUGAUUUGCCACGUACUCAGCAGAUUCUUUUCUCUCCGAAAGAUCGUGUUUUGGCGACAUAUGAGCCAUAUGUUACGUAUAUUGCGAAAACAGUUGAAAAUCAGGGACAACCAGCUCCAAAUCUCAGGCUGUGGUCUCUUCCAGAUGGUGAGCAUAUUACAACAUUAAUUGCCCAAAAACAGAACUCAUGGCAUAUUCAGUGGACUGAUGAUGAAAUUUAUUUGGUCCGCUUAGUUGGUUCCGAAAUUUUCAUUCAUAAAUAUAAUUGUUUUGACAAAUAUGAAUCAAAAUUAUUAGUACCUAAAACUGAAAGUUGCUCUCUAAGCCAUGGGAUGGAACCUCAUCAUAUUGCGGUAUAUGUUCCAACACAAGGUGGAAACCCUGCAUCUGUUCAACUUAGAAGGUUGGACCAUAAAUUCACAAUAGUUUCUACCAAAACUCUUUUUCAGUGUGACAAAGUUUCUUUGUUAUGGAGUUGCAAAGGAAGUGCUGUAAUAGUAAUGGCUAUGUUGGAUGUUGAUAAAUCAAACAUGAGUUACUAUGGUAAGCAAAACUUAUAUUUGAUGGCAGUAAAUGGUGAUAGUUGCGCUGUUCCCCUUAAUAAACUUGGUCCUGUCCAUUGUGCCAAGUGGAGCCCGACGGGAAAACAGUUUGCUGUCUGCUAUGGAUUUAUGCCAGCAAGGAUUGAGGUACCGAAUACAACAUUGUUAGAGUGGGCGCCAGAUGGUCAGCAUGUAAUGACGGCGACAACUGCACCACGACUUCGUAUUGAUAAUUGCUUCAGGAUUUGGCAUUACAAUGGCAAUUUAGUAUAUGAAAAACGAUACGAUCAUCCUUUGGAAUUGUGGCAGGUUCAGUGGCGACCUGUCCCGAAUAAUAUUUACCAUUCUUUUUCAAUCGUUGCAUCUAAAACUAAUGUCGAAACAGAUACUAACUCGGCAUUAGAAGACAGAAGCUCAAGUCUUAAACAUCCAGUUACGAAGCUUGUAACAGUAGGAACGGUCGGAAAAAAUUCUGCUUACGUCCCCCCACAUCUGCGCAAAGGAUCAACGAAAGGUGCAUUGAAAGUCGCAACAACUGUUCCAAAUUCAGGAGAUCCAGCUGCUGAAAAAAAGAAAAUGAUGCGUAGAUUACGGAGGAAGCUUGUUCAUAUUAACGAGCUGAAAAAACGAAAAGAAAGUGGUGAGAUACUAGAGGCAAAUCAGUUGACGAAAAUUGAGAAGGAAGAUGAGAUCGUGGGAGAAUUAGAAAAAUUGAAAAUAAGAGAUUUGAGGUUACAUGUUCGUCAAAGUAGAAGAGUGAGCAAUGGACGCGAAGAACAACCAAGUACUUCAAAUGAGUUCUUUGCUAUGAAAAAUUCUCUUGAAAAACUAACUACGGAAGUGCAAACGUUAUCAAUGGAAAUUGUUGAAUUCGAAAGAAGGGCUCAAGAUCGUUAUCGCAACUUGGUGGAAGAAAAUGUUAAUCUGCAAAAAGAAGUCGACAAAAUGAAUAGUAAAAUAGCUGAAGUAUGUAAAAAAAUUGGAGAACUGUAUGCAGAAGAGACUGUAGAAGAGCAGCAGCCUGUGGAAAAUGGAAAAAAAAUGAUGAAAAGGUUGAGCGCAGAAUCACGAACAAUAACAAACAUUUCAUCUGUCAAUAUAGAUGAUGAAGGAAAGUCAGCUGAAUCAAAUGGAAUGGGAGAUACUGCUUUUAAUGAUGGUAUUAACAGAUCUCGUAAAAGGCGCGCGGCAGCUAACAAACGUGAGGGUGAUUAUGCAAAUAUGUUGAAACAAGAUAUCUCUAUUAAUGUUUCUGGUAAUACAUCAAAAUUACGAGACAAGAAAGUCAGAUUAAUGAAGAAGGAAACUGUGGAGUCAGAUAACUCAGCUUAUUAUAUGAAAGAAGGAUGUGAAGUUUCACCAUGGAAAUUCUACAAACAUAUUAAAAUUAUACCUCGACGAACUGAUUUACCUAAACCGGUAGUUGCACGUAAGGGUGUAGGUCGCAGUGUUCAUUUCACUGAAGAGUGGAAACAGUAUGCGAGAGCAGUAUUUCCUGUUGAUCCGAGUCGGUACUGGAAUCUACCACAGUCUGAAUACGAUCGUCUUAUACCUGAUUCUGAUUUAAAAAUAUUUGCAAGUCAUGGAAAUAAAAUCGAAAAAGAUCAUUUGAUUCGGUCAAUGUACGAUUGGUUUCGUAGUCAGCAUCGUAUUGCACAGUUGAGAGUGGUUUUAAGUGAAUGUGAUUCAGCAUUAGAUGUAACUGAAUUAUGGGGGAUUUAUGUUAAGGAAAUGAAAAAGCGGAAUUGGCCCAUUUAUGGGAAAAGUCUGAGGAAAGGUGAAGUUUCACUGGCUAAACAGCAAAUUCUUGAGGAUUUUAUCGACACAACUUUGGAUAUUAUGUAG